UUAAAGAACACACCGUAAACCGGCAGUUUAUAUACAUAUUCUAAUUAGGGCUUAUGAUGACGUACUACCGUCAUAUGACUGUCUAUAAAUAGAAAAACACGAGCCGGUAUUUAAACCACGCCGAUUGUUGUGUUGAUAUUAUUUCCAUGACCGAAUAUACAGGACGUUGAGCAUACGAAGGCUAAAUAACAAAGUAUUUCACAAUCUUCGCGAAAUAGUUUCAUGACAGUGCAUUCACGGGAUAGCGUAUUCUGUGCUUACUUGGAAUUUUUGUCGAUGGUAGUGAAGACAUGGUUAAGCAGGACAAAGUAGACAUCCUGGACUUGUUUCUAGAAAGCGGUGUGGACAUAGGACAUUUUCUAUCUGAAGAAGGCCAGGCGUUUACCCGACCUCGAGUCAUAAUGGAUGAUAUAGUCCCACCCUGCACCCAGACGGACAUUCAACAGGAUGCUGUUCUAGACAACACCCUCUAUGCUGAGGUGGAUUUUCUGAAUGACAAUGUCUCGGCGGUGGUGGAGGUUAGCGAGCAGGUCACUCCUCCAGUGAUACAAGAUUCUGUAGCAGAAGUGGUUAUAGAAAACAGCCAAAGUUCUACCUCAUAUCAUGAUUGCAUUUCUGAUGGCUUCCAUCACUUGGAGGAAAAUGUCGCAACCCAGUUCCCCUUUGAUGACCUUGACCCCUCUCAGAACUUCUUUGCGGAGGAGGUCUCGGAGGCAGACCUGGACAUCGAUCUUAGUCCUCUACUGAAGGAAGGAAUCAAACAUAAGAUAAAAGCAAGAAGGAUUGCAGAAGGGAAGGAAGAAAUCCGGGUAGAGUUCAAAGAGCCAUCUCCUGAACGGUUAACUCCCGAGGAAGAAGAACGUAGAAAAAUAAAGAGAGAGAAAAAUAAACUGGCUGCUCAGAAAUGCCGGAACAAGAAGAGAAAACUAGCUGACACGCUCGAAGAGGAAACAUUACGACUGGAAGAAAAACAGGAGAAAUUACAGGACCAGGUCCAGAGGCUGCGGGAGGAACGCGAGCACCUGCUGGACCUCCUUAAAAUUCACAGCCAGGUUUGUCCCAAGAUGGCCAAAAUAGGGUCGUGACGUCAUAAACUAACCCUCACUGGCAUAACAUGCGUAUGAGCUGUUCCCAAAGAACUUGUAGACAAACUAAGCAUUCGUUUAAAAGUUCAGAGAAGUUUCAUACAAGAAACUGCAUCCAAGUGAAAAAAGCGGUUUCUCUGCGAAUUGAUCCCACCGUUUUCCUAGAGACACGUGAAGGGAAUCACAAGAUUUUGAUUCUUCGAGAGACUUGAAUUCUAGUUCCUGUCUAGGCAAGGUCAACAAUCCAUAUACUUUAAAUGGUGCAAACUAGUAUAUGACGACUUGGUUCGUUUUCCGUCCAAGAAGUGACAAAAAACAACAAAAACUAAGUUUUAUUAGUUAAAAUAAAGAUCUGAUAUUUAGUUAGUAUUAAUAGAAGUCUGUUAUUUGUUGUAUAUUUUAUACAUGGUGUAACAGGAUAAAAUUAAUGACAAAACCAUGCCCCAGAAUCAUGAGGCAGUCUUAGACUUAAGUCAAAAUUUCAGUCAAUAAUAUUUCAGUCUAUAAUAAUUUUUCUGACAUAAAUCUAAAAUUGCCUCUUGAUCCUGAUGCUGUUCCAUGUGGUCCACUUGCCAAUCUUUACAUUAAACCAGAAAUAUUUUCAAUCAAAUGGCUCCUAGUAUAAAUGGCAGCAAAUUUUAUGAAAACUUUAUUUUGUUUCAUGCGAUAUUUUGUGAAAAAUCAAUUUCUACAUAUUUAAUUUGAUAAUGACAGAUCAGGGAUUUGAGAAUGUAUCCACUUCAGGUUUAAAAUGAGAAAUGUAUUUUAUGUAAAAUAAACACAGAUUUAUUACAAUAUAGAUAAGAAUGUGAUAACAUGUGAUGUAAAAUCAUUUCUGUUUAUAAUGCAUGCAAGCCUUUCUCUGUUGUUGUCGUUGUUUAUAGAAUGUAAUAUUUAUGUUGUUGUGUAUUAAAUUUUCAGUUGUU
Saccostrea echinata is the source of this 2011-nucleotide messenger RNA. RefSeq lists its product as uncharacterized. Gene Ontology annotation, molecular function: RNA polymerase II cis-regulatory region sequence-specific DNA binding; DNA-binding transcription factor activity, RNA polymerase II-specific. Gene Ontology annotation, biological process: regulation of transcription by RNA polymerase II. The transcript has 5 exons. Gene Ontology annotation, cellular component: nucleus. Bases 291 to 1085 code for a protein of 264 amino acids. The record is from RefSeq and is a predicted model, not a curated record. NCBI's taxonomy places the organism in Eukaryota, Metazoa, Mollusca, Bivalvia, Ostreida, Ostreidae.